CACCUACAACCUUCCCACAGCGUCUGCCUAAGCGCCAAAAUGGACGGCAUAGCCUCCCUGCUCGAUACGGCUCGGUGUACUCUGAUCACCGCCAGAUUCAACUGUGGAUUUGGGUGACAGACCGCCACUCCCGUCAGUGCGAAACACAGCAUUUGUAUCACCUCCAACCACCUCUCCCCGCAUACCAACAACCAGAACAUUGUUUUCGAGUCUCGCUCGAGGACAUGGCAUUUUCCGGACUGACCCCCGAAGCCCUACUCGAACGAUCCGACUCGAAGAACCCUGCUACGACCUGCAAGGGAAUCACCAAACUCGGCCGGCCAUGCCGCAAUCCCCUCAGAAUUGAUCCUGCGAAAGCGGCGAGACACAAUGGGGUUCUUGCUGUGGCCUCGGUUGCGAGUGAUAGCGACGAUGAAGAGAUUGGGGUAGCCGCUUUCUUCUGUCAUAAACAUAAGGACCAAGCGGAACUAUUAACAACCGGAAACGCGCCCUCCCCAACACCGAACAAGCAAGAUACACAUAUAUACCCGCUGCAAAAUAGGAGUAGCAUUGAUACGCUCGUGGCACGCUUGGGGAUCUUAGAUGUUCAAGAUAAUGCACACUCCACUCCUGGGAACAGAAAGCAGAGAAAGAAUGAGGAUGGUACAAAGGCUCGGCGCCGGAGGGUGAACAGACCACCGACCUGGGACCGCGUUCAAGGACCACUAAUGGAAGUUCCGCGCGAUGUCAUGAAACGAAGGCAACCCCAGCAUCGGCGCCAGAGGAAGAAGCCUGGAUUCUGGGCUAGUCUCUGUUGCGGCACCGCAGACAAUGAGUAUGGACCCAGUGCCGGUGAAAGGCACUCCCACUCCCAAAGGACGGUAUCGGAGACCUCGACUCUUCUAUCUUACAUACCAAAGACUUUGCCGCCUCAGACAGCCUCUUUGCUUCUUGCCGAACUUGCAAAGCCAAUCUUUACGGACGAUGACGACGGGUAUAUCUACAUAUUUUGGCUUACCCCUGAGUCUGCAGGCCCGCCUCCGUCUUCCACAGCGUCAAGCCUCUUAGCUCCACCAUCUCGCUCUGAACACGGUCGACGGACUUCUGACGUAUUGCGACAAUACUCUGUAAAGAGACCACAAUCCGCUGGCAAAACCCAGGGGCGAAGGAGAUCAGCAGCGCCUGAAGGCAUGGAGGAUGGGAACGCGACGAUCCUGCUCAAGAUAGGCAGAGCAAACAAUGUGCACAGGCGAAUGCACGAGUGGACGCGUCAGUGCGGCUACAGUCUCUCUCUGGUCCGAUUCUACCCAUACGUCCCUUCUACUCCGUCGCCUUCAUCCCUUCAUACCCCACAAGCUCCCGGUCAAACUCAACGGCCCUCCGAUGGGAUGCGUCGUGCGUCUUCUGGUGUGCGCAAAGUGCCCCAUGUCCGCCGUGUGGAGCGGCUCAUUCAUCUCGAGCUAGCGGCGCAAAGGGUCCUUAAGCAGUGUGAGACUUGCGGGACAGAGCAUCGAGAAUGGUUCGAGGUGGAUGCAACAAGGGAAGGCGUGAAGGCAGUUGACGAGGUUGUCAAGCGAUGGGUGGGAUGGGCUGAGAGGGCGUGCAUCGCAAAGGCGGUUUAA
Molecule: messenger RNA, 1601 nt
Organism: Westerdykella ornata
Lineage: Eukaryota; Fungi; Ascomycota; Dothideomycetes; Pleosporales; Sporormiaceae
Product: DUF1766-domain-containing protein
Exons: 3
Coding region: 225-1601 (458 amino acids)
Source: RefSeq, a predicted model, not a curated record